UUCUAGUAUGGUCACCAAGUAGUUAAGUAGUUAUUGCCUUCUAGAACGGUGCUUUUUUCUUUCUUUUUCUCCUUUCCACGGCACUUCCGCCACUUGUGUUGUGAGGUUGCGAGGGUGUAGAAAUGUGCUGCAGGUGAUUCAUUAGGGAGGUGCGAAUUGGGUGUAUGGGUGGCUGAAUUGGAGGGGGGGGGACGGGGACGCGGUUCACACCAGGACAAACUGCUUACUCCUCUUGAAAUCUGGGCAACCAGCCACAAGUCAGCAGGGCAUAAUUUUCGAGGAUCUCCAUGGUUCUCUUUCAUGGUCCUCCUCCACGGUAUCACUCUCACUUAGCUUUGUUCCAACACAUGAGUGACCGGUCCCCAGACUUUACAUCCUUACAUCCUUCUUCUUGAAAAGUUCAAACCUUGUGAGUAAUGAUAGGCUGCCGAUCUGUUCAACUCUGUUUUUUUUUUUUUUUGGUCUGAAUACUGGCUACCAUCUAGUCCAUAAGGGAAUAAUGAGAGGACCUACCUACUUGAGGUCCACUCUGACGCAGUGCUCUGUCUCCGUCUUUCAAGAUGUGAAAUUCAUCGCCAGUCCGCCGUCCAUGGUGGCUGCGGGAAGCGUGGCGGCGGCGGUCCAGGGGCUGCACCUCAAGAGCACGGACAGCAUUCUGUCAUCGCAGAACCUCACCGACUUCCUGUCGCAGGUCAUCAAGAGCGACCCGGACUGCCUGAGGGCGUGUCAGGAACAGAUCGAGUCCCUGCUGGAGUCCAGCCUGCGGCAGGCCCAGCAGCAGAGCCACGGCGCCUCCACGGACACUAAGGCCGCCGGAGAUGAGGCGGACCUCUCGUGCACACCCACGGACGUGCGGGACGUGAACAUCUGAGCAAAAAGCCUGGUUGAGGCCCGGCCAUCUCCGGGGGCCUCAGCGAGAGGCUUAACCAGGGAGCUGCGCCCAGCUGCCGGCCCUCGACCGGCGCUCCCUCUCCUCCGCUCUCUCAGCAGCCCAGGGAUGUGACGUGCCCACAUUUCUCCAGGACGUCUGGGCAUCCAAGAAGGGAUUAAACGGCCCCCCCACAUGCCUAUCACCUUUGCUCCCUCUUUGUUUGGCAAAAAAAAACCAUCACGAAAAAGAAAAAAAGUUCAAAAUAACUAAGAAAAAAAAAGAGAGAAAAAACCCUAUACAUGCCACUUACAAAUAUAUGCCACAAAAACAGACAUUUCAAUCCAAGUAAAUAAUCGAGUAGUGCUUUAAACUACAGACAGUUCGUGCCGAAAAAAAAAAACAAAAACAAAAAAACAAGGAAAAGUGAAAUGAUGAAUCUGGUUUUGUAUCCAGACUGUGUAUAAUAUAAUUUUUGUUUCAAUGGCAGAAAACCAUUUAUAAAAGAGAAGAUGCAUUGUUUGUCCUUGAUUAGUACAAUGUUACAGCUUCAGCUGUUCUACACUCAAUGCUAAUGUGUCUGCUAGCGUUUGUGUUUAGUCACUUUAAUAUAUUGUCUAGGCUUUUUGAAUCUCGAGUCCUAAAGCAUUUGCCAUCUUCUCUUUUUACAAUGGUGGAUGUAACCAUGUAUUGUACUCUUGUUUAGCAUACAUUACAUUAUACUAUUAUUCCUUUAAAGUCUGUGGAUUGCAGAAACUUCCAGCUUGUGAGGUAUAGCAAGUUAUACAGCCAACAUAACACCAGUUAACUGCUCAUUUUUAAGUAUAGCAAGUGCAUGUAUGAAAGAAGCUAAAGAAUAGUUUUGUUGGCAUAGACAUGAUGUCAUAAAGACUACUGUAGCUAGCAAUCAAUAAGCUGAUAUACACCUUAAAUCCGUAUAAAGCCCUUGUUUAGUCCACAGUCUUUAAAAAUAAUUAUUUUUUUUCUGUGGAUUAUUCUGUCUUAGUUUCUAAAACCAUUCCAUUUAAAAGCACUUUCAGUCAAUUGCAUAUUACUAACUCUUUUGAAAACUAUGUGGAAAAUUCUCAGACGAAUGGAAUGGUUUUUUGCGAUUGUUUCCACAAUAUUAAGAUCAGGUCCUUAUAACUAUGGUGUUAUUCAUUAAGAAAGGACGCGGUGAAGAUGCAUGCCUUAGCGAAUGUGAGCGCCAGGUUUCAGAGCUGGAAUUAUUUUUUUUGUCAUUGUGUCUUUUUGCAAAGAUAAGGAAAGGUUUUUUUUUCAGACGGAAUGAGCCAUCUUCAUCAGUAGGGUCUAUAACGAUGCUUGUUGUUGACGAUUCUGGUCAGCAUCGCGUUUCCCAUUUCUUGAAUUGCAUCCGAAGCAUUACGAAACACUAAUAGCAUAAUUUAUAGUUCAGCAUUAAGAAUUAUUUAUAUUUUCAUUUUAGUGGCCAGUAUGGAAUACGAAAGAACGAUUGGUCUUUCUUAGUGAUUAUUUAAACUUUUCUAAGAGCAUGAUUGCUAACAGAGCAGGGAGUGAAUUCAUUAAAUCCCAGAAUUGCUAAUUCCAGAUCAGUAGGUCCUACUUACAGUACACUGAAAGUGAACAGGAAGCAAAUUUGUGUAUAUAACUGGUUUUUCUGAGGCAAAACAAAAUGUAAACAGCGUCAAUAAUUGUGAUUAUACUAAUAAUGCUCUAUCGGUUUCCCAUCUUUAAACAUGAACUGGUAGUGGCUGUCAGAAGAUUUUGCACAAACUCGAAGAUGUAUUGUUGCAUAUUUCUAGAGGGACGUGGAGGAUAACGCUGCAAGGAGGAUUAAUUGAAGUAGCUGAGGUGAUGGCAUAAUGUAAGUGAGUAACUGUCGAAUCAAAGUGUUGAUUGUAGGAAAACAAUGAGAAUCGGAGUGUACACUCCUUAUUGAGCUGCUAUGGAGAAAUUCCCAGCGACAUAAGAUGACUUUAACAUGAGAAAAAAACAGACAAAAAAGAAACAAUGCUUUUUUUUCUUAUCUAAAUGUUUUGCUGCUAUUUUUGUGAUCAUGUUUUAUUACAAUGUCAAUAUACUGCCAUGUAAUAGGUUUUAAUUUUCUCAUAGAAAAUUAUGAUAUUGACAUCGUUGUCAUUUUUGUAGUUCGUUUUUAUGUGAUCAGUUUUUACUUAAUGUGAUUUCUGCGCUAUUCCAAAAAAAAAAGAAAAAAAAAGAGAUAGACAGCGGUUCCUGUUUUUUUCACAAUACCUCAUGCUAAAGACAAGAUCUGUUGUUAAUUUAGUCCGGGUUUUUUCAUUUUUUUGUUUUUAAUUCUAUUUUAUUUUAUUUGUCUGUUCAGUGCCUAAUAGUUCUGUUUUUAAACUGCAAAUCCAUAUGCAUUUAUCAUUUUCCGAAUGGGUCCUGCAGGGAGCGAGUAGAGAUCAUUGAUUAAAACUGGUGCCAUAACAAAUCUGAUAAUAUAACUCUUUGAGUUUUAAGCUGUUUCAUUGAAAGAGACUGUAUCACCCCAAUUUGGCCAUUGGUGGCCACAUUUUAUAUAUUUAUGAAGCUUUUGUACAAAUUUAAAGCCAAUAUGAUAGAAUUUUUAAAAUGGCAUGUUUACUUUAAAAGCCAUAGUAUAUUUACUGAUAGUAAUUUAACAUAGCUCUGAUUCAAAGUGUGUCUGGUAUCAUCUUGUCUUCACUGCAAAAUGACCGGAGACCUGCCAUUUUUUAAUCAAAUGUAUUUACUGCACAAUAAAUUUGAAGUAGAUAUGUUUAAAACACAGACUUUUUUUUCCUCAUACCUAUACUGGGAUUUUAGUUUUGUUCUUUCUCGUAGCUCCUAUCUAUCAGUUUUCUUGUUUGCCUCAGGCCUUUCUGUGUCAAGAGAGGAAUUAUCAAAAAAAAAAAAAAAAAAAAAACACCAUCUCUCAAAAGCAAAUAAUCCCUCUCCAAUAUGAGCUCAUUUAGCCAUAGACUUGAUGCUGCUAUACAUUCAUCUCCAAGAGCAUAGAGGGUAGGCGGGUAGAACAUUUUUUUUCUGCAGCUAUCGGCUGCUAGGUAGGGCUACUAGCAAACCCAGGACCCAGGAGGACAGAAUAUUUUAUUUUAUGUCCAGCACAGCAAUGUAUGUUACCUCAAAAAAGGAAAAAAAACAACUGAAAAAAUAACAAUCUUUGUUGAAGCCCUUUUGUUCAUGAAAAAAAAUUGAAAAUAAUAUGGAAAAACAGUAUGAAAAUAUGAAAACAUCACCCAGUAAUCAGUGGGGCAUGCAGAUUAGCAUAAACGUUACUACCCAUUCUUUGUGUGGAAGCUUGUGCCCUUUAAAAUGACCUGACUGGUCCGGAUGAGAAAUCUGUGAGUUGUUGUCUGCAUGUCAGAUUUUGCUUGUUGCUGACGUGUCGUUCCUCAUUAGAGUUCUCCAUGUUCUGAAACAAUCUUUAUUAUGGCCAAAUGCCGACUGGGGGCCCAAAAAACAUUGAGUUGACUUAUAUAUCUGUGAUGUCUUGUCCAUUCUUUGUUACAGUUGGUCUGAAAUGCACAAUCUUUACCCACAGACCGUGACAUAGUCUUGUUUCAAGCAACACCCUACUCUAGAAUUAAAAAAAAAUAAAAUCCA
Molecule: messenger RNA, 4456 nt
Organism: Paramormyrops kingsleyae
Lineage: Eukaryota; Metazoa; Chordata; Actinopteri; Osteoglossiformes; Mormyridae
Source: RefSeq, a predicted model, not a curated record